This is a messenger RNA of Amaranthus tricolor (Joseph's coat), 1011 nucleotides long. RefSeq names its product DNA-directed RNA polymerase subunit alpha. Bases 1 to 1011 code for a protein of 336 amino acids. Gene Ontology annotation, biological process: DNA-templated transcription. Gene Ontology annotation, molecular function: protein dimerization activity; DNA-directed RNA polymerase activity; DNA binding. The record is from RefSeq and is a predicted model, not a curated record. The transcript has a single exon. Lineage: Eukaryota; Viridiplantae; Streptophyta; Magnoliopsida; Caryophyllales; Amaranthaceae.
AUGGUUCGAGAGAAAAUAAGAGUAUCUACUCGGACACUGCAGUGGAAAUGUGUUGAAUCAAGAACAGAUAGUAAAUGUCUUUAUUAUGGACGCUUUAUUCUCUCUCCACUUAUGAAAGGCCAAGCUGAUACAAUAGGCAUCGCGAUGCGAAGAGCGUUACUUGGCGAAAUAGAAGGAACAUGUAUCACACGUGCAAAAUUUGAUAAAAUACCGCACGAAUACUCUAACAUAGUAGGUAUUCAAGAAUCAGUACACGAAAUUUUACUGAAUUUGAAAGAAAUAGUAUUGAGAAGUAAUCUAUAUGGAACUUGCGAAGCGUCUAUUUGUGUUAGGGGCCCCAGAUGUGUAACUGCUCAAGAUAUCAUCUUGCCCCCUUAUGUAGAAAUAGUUGACAAUACACAGCAUAUAGCUAGCUUGACGGAACCAAUUGAUUUGUGUAUUGGAUUACAACUCGAGAGAAAUCGCGGAUAUCAGAUAAAAGCGCAAAAUAACUUUCAAGAUGGAAGUUAUCCUAUAGAUGCUCUAUUCAUGCCUAUUCGAAAUGUGAAUCAUAGUAUUCAUUCUUAUGGAAAUGGGAAUGAAAAACAAGAGAUACUUUUUCUCGAAAUAUGGACAAACGGCAGUUUAACCCCGAAAGAAGCACUUUAUGAAGCCUCCCGGAAUUUAAUUGAUUUAUUUAUUCCCUUUCUACAUGCAGAAGAAGAAAACUUAUAUUUAGAGGACAAUCAACACAAAAUUUCUUUACCCCUUUUUACCUUUCACAAUAGAUUGGCUGAAAUAAGGAAAAACAAAAAAAAAAUAGCAUUGAAAUAUAUUUUUAUUGACCAAUUAGAAUUGCCACCUAGGAUCUACAAUUGCCUCAAAAAAUCCAAUAUACAUACAUUAUUGGACCUUUUGAAUAACAGUCAAGAAGAUCUUAUUAAAAUGGCGGAUUUUCAUAUAGAAGAUAUAAAACAAAUAUUUGGCACUUUAGAAAAACAUUUCGUAAUUGAUUUAAAAAAAAAAAAAUGA